AUGACUGAGGCCUCUGAAAUACAAUUUGCCUCUGCGUCUGAACUAGACGGCGGUAAAGCCAAUAGCAGCGAUGAUGGGGGCGAAGUACAAACAACGCGGGCCCCGGCCGUUGUUCAGCCUCGUCCCAUCGAUCAACCGGCGGAGGAACUCAUCUCGACCAGCGACGGUGAGCCUGCUUGGCUAGGAAUGGAGACUCCUUCGGGUGAUGUUCAACGUAUAAUUGCUUCUUUACCGAACCUCGAUGAAAAUCCGCAUCGAGGUAAACCAAUUGUUUGGGGUUCUCUUGAGCAGAGAAUAGAGGAUUCGACGCAACGCCGAUUAAGUCAUUCGUCUCCUGGAGGUCGACGUUCCCCUAUGUUUUUCGCGUAUCCUGGGGAAUCUUGCGCUCUUUAUACCGAAUUACUGCAAAAUGGUGGUGCUGGUACGCACCCACGCUCUACAUGUAGAGAGCAGACACCAUUGAUUACAAACACAAGGACAGAGGAACCGGAGAUUGCGCCUUUACAGGGCGCAAUUACGAGAGCUGGAAAGGCGUGUAGAGAAGGUCUAAGGGCGUGUCAUUCGCCAAUCUCUCUCCACUUGAUGACAGAAGAGAUGAUGACUUUGACGGAUGGGGGCACAUUUCCAUCUUGUAGGGCAGUAACUACGCAUCAGGAGUCCAGAAGCUUGGUUCUGGCAUCAGACGCAGAAGCUUCCUCCAUUUUGGUUUCCACUGUUCAGGAUGAAACCACGGAACCAAGAACGGGUCCGGCUUCGCAUCAAACACCAGCUCUUCGUCGAGAGAGCCCCUUGAACCCACAGGAAUUGGGGGCAUCAACAGCGCCGCGUACAUCUGACUUCCGUUCUGAAAGUUCUUCUAAUGUACAGAAUAGUACUAGCAUUGCUAUUGAUGUAGCAGAUGGGUCAAGUAACCCGGCUUCAAACGCUACUCAAUCUACCUCACUUAACGCUAACCACCCAGUGGCUGACGGAAGCCUAAAUGUGCCCAAUGUGGGUGACGAGUUUUGUCUGCACUCUGAUGCCUUGCACUCCUUUGGGGGCACACGUAGAGCUGUGGAGGCAUUAAGGCAAGUAAGGUCCACUCGAAUGUUCGAAUCACCUCCCAUUUCUCAUGGGGCAACAAGCAGCGUCAGUGGUAGUGCAGGGGAGUACCCAUUCAGGCCAUUGUUUAGGGAUAAUCUGGACGACAAUUUCAUUGGAGAAACGGAUCUCCUCCAGUCCUCCCGUCUGGCCUACAUUCCACCCUUUAGAAGGCCUUUUGAUGUCACGCCUCUUCUUGAAAGGGCGGAGCGUGAUCUAGCAAGUGCGACAACGCCCCUCGUACCUGUAUUGCCUCCUUCACUCCCUGGGAGUGAAGAGGUGGCAGUGAGAAGCUCACUUGACUCUCUCACAUUGGGGUCAAUAUCCUGGUUAAAUUCAGUGGCUGAUUCAGGCACUAGGCGACAAAAUUUGCGACAAGGGGAACAAGGAGUUGAAGGGGUCGCGAGCGCUUCUUUGGAUGUCGCAGAGGAAGGGAAGGAUUCAACUGGGGGGACACUAGGGGAAAGCAAUUGGAAUCAACAGACUACGUACAUUGCCGAUGCUCCAGCACGCGCAAACAUGAGUAAGAACUAA
This is a messenger RNA of Trypanosoma conorhini, 1614 nucleotides long. RefSeq lists its product as uncharacterized. Lineage: Eukaryota; Euglenozoa; Kinetoplastea; Trypanosomatida; Trypanosomatidae. The record is from RefSeq and is a predicted model, not a curated record. Bases 1 to 1614 code for a protein of 537 amino acids. The transcript has a single exon.